AUGAACGCCAGAUGUCAAUGCGGUUCCGUCUCGUUCAAGACGCCGCUGCCCGAGCCCCUGGCGCUGUAUAUAUGCCACUGCUCCGAGUGCAGGAGACAGACGGGUUCGGCAUUUGGUGCCUCGGCCAUUUUCCCGCACUUUAAGCUCCCUGAGACGGAUUUCCUCAACUGCUAUGCGCGGCCGACGGCGUCAGGGGAAACACUCUACUGCUAUUUCUGCCGCAACUGCGGAACACGACUCAUCCACAUGACGCCGUCGAAAAACGUACUCUCCGUCAAGGGCGGCUGCAUAGAGGGCCUCGACUGGACAAAGGCGAUUCAUAUCUGGACGAAGAGCGCCAUGGUGCCCAUCCCAGAGGGCUCCGAGGCGCAUUCGGAGAGGUCGAGCAGUGUUGAGUAUAGUGGGACUCAGGAGCUCUUGGAUUGA
Molecule: messenger RNA, 426 nt
Organism: Trichoderma reesei QM6a
Lineage: Eukaryota; Fungi; Ascomycota; Sordariomycetes; Hypocreales; Hypocreaceae
Exons: 4
Coding region: 1-426 (141 amino acids)
Molecular function (GO): carbon-sulfur lyase activity
Source: RefSeq, a predicted model, not a curated record